Molecule: messenger RNA, 1198 nt
Organism: Dimorphilus gyrociliatus
Lineage: Eukaryota; Metazoa; Annelida; Polychaeta; Dinophilidae
Source: the annotation of a GenBank genome assembly
UAUGAAAUAUCAGAAAAGCUACUAUGACUCGGGAGAGUUAGUCGAUGACAUGGAAGAACGUAGGCUCAAGUUAGUUUCUUAUGUGAAUGUGGAUUUAGACAUGAUACAGAAAGCCAUUAGUUACACUGUGAAAACUCGCAUGUCUGCUCAGUGGCCUUCAGUUUCUGAAUAUUUAAUAAAUGAUUCUACAUUUUCAAUUAAGUCAGAUUUUAAACCAGGAGUCGAACUAAAACUUACAGUUGUUGAUGGUAGAAUAUUGAUACAUAUCAUAGGCUUGAAUAUUCAGUUGAAACCGUUGAAAAUGGACAAAAUUGGAGUAUCAAACGAAGAAUUAUCGAAUUUUCAAUGUGAAAAAGUAUCAUCCUUAACUCUUCAGCGUGCGCCUGAAAUAUAUGUUUUACCUAAUGAAAUUCUACAGUAUGGAUAUGAGCUACAAGUACCGGAAGAAAAAGCUUUGUUUUGUGAAGCAAGAUUUGCAAAUUCAAACAAAUACAUUUAUCCUAUGGAGUUUAUCAAAGUAGCUAAGCCGGUAGUAACUCAUGUGGACGAUUCAAGAAAGAUUUGUAGAGGCUUUUCUGAAGACUUUGCAAAAGCUUUUCCAACAGUUCUUGGAAUCGAUAUAAAGGCAGAAAAAUCUCUAUCAAACCCACUAAAACGGCAGGCGACAUCAGACUUCCAAGAAUGUUCAAAAAUUAAUCGUGUAAGUGAACCAAAACAUUCAAAGCAAGCUAAAUGCAGACAGGCAAGAAUUGAUGAUUUUCUAAAACCUGCCCGAAAACGAGCCAUGAAUGGUAAAGCAGACUGUUUUAUUGAUAAUAAUCCUAUGAUUGUUGGUAGUACGAGCAAUAACUCAGACACAACGUAUCAAAAUGCAGCUAAGAAAUUUCUUACAAAGUCUAUUUUAAAAAAUUCGCAAACUGUACAAAAUAUUUCACCUAAAAUUAUAGCAAUAAGGUCAAAGCUAUUACAUGAACCAACUUCACCCUCGACAGUCAAUCCUGAGAGUGCUGCACCAUUUAUGAAUAAUAUAAUUACAGGACAAGGGAAUGACUUUCGGAGUAGACUUUUUAAAACAAGAGAAAUUAACAGCGAACUGAACAAAGAAGAGGCCAAGCCAUAUCCAAACGCAAAUGGAAUAUUUCGAAAUCUAAGAAGAAACUCUAAUUUUGUUCGUCUAAAAUUUUUUCAAGAUACAUAG